This is a messenger RNA of Salvia hispanica, 546 nucleotides long. RefSeq lists its product as uncharacterized. NCBI's taxonomy places the organism in Eukaryota, Viridiplantae, Streptophyta, Magnoliopsida, Lamiales, Lamiaceae. The record is from RefSeq and is a predicted model, not a curated record.
AUGUAUAUCCACCGAGACCAUGAACAAGCUCAUUUGCGGCUAUUCACCGAUUAUUUCUCUAGAGAUCCUCGAUGGAGUGGUCAGAUGUUCCACCGUCGGUUCCGGAUGCGGAAGCCUUUAUUCCUGCGGAUCAUCAACGCAAUUGCAGCUCAUGACUCCUAUUUCAAGCAAACCACCGAUGCUGUUGGCCGGCAAAGUAUAUCGACUUUGCAGAAAUGCACAUCUGCCAUAUGUCAACUCUCUUACGAAACUACUUCAGAUAUGUUCGACGAGUAUCUCCAUGUAAGCGAUCACACUGGACGAGAGUGCCUAGCUAAAUUAUGUCUGGCAGUCGUCGAAGCAUUCAAGGAUACGUACUUGAGAAAGCCAACGACCGAUGACACCCGGAUGAUGGUGAACAUGCACGAGCUGCAGGUCCACGACUUCCCUGGGAUGCUGGGCAGCAUCAACUGUUUGCACUGGCAGUGUAAGAAUUGCCCAACAACAUGGAGAGAACAGUACACUAGCGGGCACAAGGGCUCAUAUGUUGGAAAAAACGUGUGGUGA